CGAGCGCGAUGGAGGCGGGGGAAAGCCGCGCCAGCUCUCUCUGCGGGGACGGGAGCGAGGAGUCCACGCCCGGGGCCAGCGCUGCAGAGCUGGCGUGCAGUCAACCCGCGCUUCAGCGGGGCGAACAACGAGGCUCUGCUGCGCUUCCCCGAGAAGCAGAGUGACGGUUGAUUGGCGCCACCGUGAAGGGGGAAGAGAGGGACUUGGAAGGGGGAGACCCAGAAGGUGUCACCCUAGGGUCUGGAAGUGGAGGAUGAACGGAGAAGCAGACAGUCCAACCGAAUUAGACAUGACAGCCCCUAAGAAUCAAGACCGUUGGACCCAGGAAGAUAUGCUGACCCUCUUGGAGUGCAUGAAGAACAAUUUGCCCUCCAAUGAUGGUGGCAAGUUCAAAACCACUGAAUCCCACCUGGAUUGGGACAAAGUUGCUUUCAAGGACUUCUCCGGCGACAUGUGCAGGAUGAAAUGGAUUGAGAUCUCUACUGAGAUAAGAAAGUAUCGAACCCUGACAGAACUGAUCAUGGAUGCCGAAGAGCACGUAAAAAACCCCUACAAGGGCAAAAAGCUGAAGAAACAUCCCGACUUCCCCAAGAAACCUUUGACCCCAUACUUCCGUUUCUUCAUGGAGAAGCGAGCAAAGUAUGCAAAACUGCAUCCAGAAAUGAGUAACCUGGAUCUUACCAAGAUACUUUCCAAAAAGUAUAAGGAGCUCCCUGACAAGAAAAAGAUGAAGUAUAUCCAGGACUUCCAGCGAGAGAAACAAGACUUUGAGCGAAAUUUGGCAAGAUUUAGAGAAGACCACCCUGACCUCAUUCAGAAUGCCAAGAAAAAUGACGUCCCAGAGAAACCCAAGACUCCCCAACAGCUCUGGUACACCCAUGAGAAGAAGAUAUACCUGAAAAUGCACCCUGAUGCCACCACGAAGGAAGUGAAGGAUUCGUUGGGCAAGCAAUGGUCUCAGCUCUCGGACAAAAAAAGGCUGAAAUGGAUUCAUAAGGCUCUGGAGCAGCGGAAGGAGUAUGAGGAAAUGAUGCGAGAUUAUAUCCAGAAGCAUCCAGAGAUGAACAUUGAGGAGGGGGCACCACCCCGUUCUACGCUGACUAAAGCAGAGAGGCAAUUGAAAGACAAGUUUGAUGGACGACCCACCAAGCCCCCUCCGAAUAGUUAUUCGCUGUACUGUGCUGAGCUGAUGGCAAACAUGAAAGAUGUCCCGAGCACAGAACGGAUGGUGCUCUGCAGUCAGCAAUGGAAGCUGCUUUCCCAGAAGGAGAAAGAUGCCUACCACAAGAAGUGUGAUCAGAGAAAGAAAGAUUAUGAAAUUGAACUUUUGCGUUUCCUGGAGAGCUUACCUGAAGAGGAACAACAGAGGGUUCUGGGAGAGGAAAAGAUGCUGGGAGUGAACAAGAAAGCUGCCACCAGUCCUGCCUCUAAGAAGCCCUCACCAGAUGCCAGCAAGGGAGGUUCUGAGAAACCCAAACGGCCCGUUUCUGCUAUGUUUAUCUUCUCGGAGGAGAAACGCAAGCAGCUGCAGGAAGAGCGACCCGAACUGUCGGAGAAUGAACUGACCCGGCUGCUGGCACGGAUGUGGAAUGACCUUUCAGAGAAAAAAAAGGCCAAGUACAAAGCUCGUGAGACUGCCAUGAAAACUCAGACAGAGAAGAAGCAUGGUUCUGACAAAGAAGAUCGAGGCAAGCUUCCAGAGACACCAAAGACAGCUGAAGAGAUUUGGCAGCAAAGUAUUAUUGGCGAUUAUCUUGCUCGCUUCAAGAAUGACCGGGGGAAAGCACUAAAAGCCAUGGAAGCCACAUGGAACAACAUGGAGAAAAAAGAGAAGCUAAUGUGGAUCAAGAAAGCUGCUGAAGAUCAGAAACGAUAUGAUCGAGAAUUGAUUGAGAUGAGGGCACCACCACCUUCAACAAAUGCCUCCAGGAAGAUGAAGUUCCAGGGUGAGCCCAAGAAGCCCCCCAUGAAUGGGUAUCAGAAGUUUUCUCAGGAGCUGCUUUCAAAUGGUGAACUGAACCAUCUUCCCCUGAAGGAGAGGAUGGUGGAGAUUGGUAGUCGUUGGCAGCGCAUCUCACAGGGUCAAAAGGAACAGUACAAGAAGUUGGCUGAGGAACAGCAGAAACAGUACAAAGUGCAGCUGGAAAUGUGGAUGAAGAGUUUGUCACCACAAGAGAAAGCUGCAUACAAAGAACAUAUCUCCAGUAAACGCAAAAACAUGGGAAAGAUGCGUGGCCCAAACCCUAAGAUGAAACCUUCAAUACAGUCUAAAUCAGAAUCAGAGGAUGAAGAUGAUGAUGAUGACGACGAUGAUGAUGAUGAAGAGGAAGAUGACGACGAUGAUGAAAACGGUGACUCUUCUGAGGAGGGAGGGGAUUCCUCUGAUUCAAGCAGUGAAGAAGAGAGUGAAGAUGGAGAUGAGAACGAAGAAGAGGAUGAUGAAGAAGAUGAGGAUGACGAUGACGACGACAACGAAUCCGAUGGAAGCAGCAGUUCUUCCUCCUCCUCAGGAGACUCUUCAGAUUCGGACUCCAAUUGAAUUGUCCCCUUCCUACAGCCGCCUUUCUUGCUCUACUCUUAUUCGGUUUUAUUUUUUCCGGAUAACAAUAACAUCCACAGCUGGAGAGCUAGAAUGGGGAGGAAUGGGAAGGAAAGGGGAGAGUAAAGAAAUCACUGUGGUUUUAUUAUUUUCCUUUCCUCACAGGCCUCACACUUGUAUUUAACAACGUGGGCUUGUGUGCGAUGGGGGCGGAUAGAAAAUACCUAACAACCAGCAGAGAGAUUAUUUUUUCUUUUCUUUUUUGAAGUGGUCAUGAUGGGGGCGGAGGGAGAGAUUUAUUCUAUGCCCCUCUGUUUUUCUCCCCCGUCGUAAAUCUCUCUGGGGUUUCCCCACUUUUUGUGAGGGGUGGGCAAGGGUCAUGGCAAAAUCCCAAACCCCGUUGAUUUUCUUCCUGACAUCGGCAUCUCUUCCCCUUACCCCACCCCCCAAUUCUAGCCACCAGCUCGGGACUUUGUACAAAUUCCUUUUUUUAAAAAAAACAAACAACAUGGCAAUGUUUCCCUUUUCCCCCCUCCUUGCACCCCCAGCAAACAGCCCAGGAGAGAUGGGUUUCCAGAGAGCACGAGCCACGGAUGGUUCUGGACUUUGCCCGUGAGACCCACCUCUCCUUGAAGCGGACAAUCUUGUAUAGUCUUGAUAUUUCACACUUUGGCAAACAAAAAAAGAGAAACAAAAUGGCAGCAGCUGCACUUAGCUAUUUCUUAGGACGAACUGGAUAUCCAGCGUUUCCUGCUGAGGCAAAUGGGGCAGGUGGGUGGGCAUGUUUUAUGUGAGUGUCUGGCAAAGGCGAGGGGAGAGAAGGAACAGAGAAAUUUCUUUUUGUUUUUGCAAAGGGAAAUGUCUGGUAUGCUGUUGGAGGAGAAGAAUUUAAGACUUCCAAGGUGACUGACUUUAUUUUACAGGAGGUGGAUUUUUUUUCCCUGUCAUUUUUCUGACCAGCAUUUGGGCAAAAGACCGUAGUAGCCAGACCCCUUUGGGUUGUUGUUGUUGUUAAUAUAUCUUUUUUUUAUAAUGAAGUGACCAAUAAUUGUACCAAAAUGGGGCAUUUUGUUGACUUGUCUUUGGAAAACGGCGUUUGGUUACGGGGGAUCAUCUGUGUCAUUAGCAUUUUUCUUAAAAAACAUUUUAUAAACCAAGAAAGACAACCAUCUUUUUUACAACAAAUAUCGUAUCUUUGACACCCAAGCACUUCCUAUGUCUCAUUCUCAUGCAGAGUCUAAUAGGUCAAAGGUUUUGGUCAGCGGGAUUAAGGUGUAUAUAAAAGACAACAAUUUCUUUCCCCAGCAUGCAAUGGUUUUAUUCAGACUGCAGAAAUGUGUGAUCAACAAGAGACAAAUUCCAACAUGAGGUGUAUUUGCUACCCUCUUCCAUUAAGAAAACAAAAUCAUUGCAGUAUUUGCCCUGAAAUUUAAGGAUGAAGCUUUAUGACUGCCAUCAAAAACAGAAAUCUCCUCUUUUUAGUCCAGUAGGAAUAAAAGCCAAGUGAAUUCUACCAAUACUCCAGAGGUGGCAAAUGCAAUGAGCAGAGAAAGGAACUUAUUGUGUAGUGACGUUGCCCAUUAUGGUUGGUUCAGACUAAACCCAUUUAGUCAAUUAUUGAAUGGCAAGUCAACACAUAGGUACCUUCCAUUUAAUGAAUUUGUUCUAGCAAGAAUAUUUAGGCAUUUAUAUACUCAGGCAUUAACAAAAAAGAAGAGGACAAACAGAGAUACCUCUUUGUCAUUUUUAGUUUGAAAUGAGAAAAACAAGCUUGAGACAAUAGCUUGGUGUUCAUGAUCGUGGCUUUAACAUAGCUGUCCCCACUUCGGAACUUGUAGAAGUAAGUAUACAAUUACUACUAUCGGUGGGCAUGAUUGCAAGGCACUAAAAUGAAAAGGUACACAAAAGAGCCACGUUUUCCAACCAAUAAAGCUCCCACCUAUAUGCUAUGGAGCUUGUGGAACAAUAUGACUGUUUUGAGGACGAAGGAGGGAUCUUUUAGGGAGAAAGUCAAUUCCAGUUUCAAAAAGAGUCCUUCCAGUCCUAAAACAGCUCAGCCUCCUACCGCAUCCAAAAUAAAAUUACUCUGCCCUUGCAUUUCCUUGAGAUUUGAGGAAUUCUAGGUUCACAUAUGAUAAUAAGUCACUCUUAAGUGAAAACAGAAGCAAUAUUUCCAUCUCCUGACCAGAGAAAGGGUGGUAUAAAUUAUACAUCUCAGUAUUUGUGAAUAUAAGGCUAAACCGUGUCGGGACAAAGGUAGGACAAAUGAAAUUGGUUUGAACUUAAACUGUUACAUUCUAUUAUUCUAUUCACAGCUAUUUUUAUUUCUUCUCCCUAUCUAUCCCUUUACAUUUCAUUUUAAUUUGUCCAUGCAAAAUGAUUAGUUAAUUCAGUGUCUUUAAGAAUAUAUCCUUGAUCAGUCUUUAUUUCUGCAUUCUUUGGAAAAUGCACUGAUAAUAAUAGCCUUUACAUACUUUUAAGGCCAUGGCAAGCAAUUGAUGAGUUGCAACUCAGAUCUGGACUGAAAAAACAACAUGCAAUACCAAUUGUAUUCCUUUUCCUCCCUGUUACCCCUUUUCCCCUCCUUGAGGUUGUGGGAGAUAUAAAUUGAAUACAAAGUAUGUACUUCAUCUGUUUCCUUGGGGCUAAUCUGGAAAGUCUGACAUGAUUGCCAAGAAAACAGAUUUUUCUCUGCUUUACAAAAAUCUCUUGUAGACUCAGGGAAAACUUUUCAAUUUCUUUUUAAAAAUGUAUGCCUAUCCCAUCCUGGAAAUUAUGCCCCUCUUGUUUUGUUGACCUUGUUGAAUAUUACAUAUGUAGGAUGUGGCCAUUAAAAAGGGGUUCUGCAGUUAUCAGAAGGACCUGUGAACAGGCCCAAGGUCUCUGGAAGAAAGGGGACUCGAUACGUAGAGUUUUUCAAGUAGAAAAAGGGUGUUAGGGGAUAGAUAACACUGAAAGAAGUAUACAGGUUAGAGGGAGAACCUACCUUAAUGUAUCUGAUUAGAAAUUGCCCCUCUUGUCAGCUUCAUAUGCAUUUGUUAGCUAUUCCUUCAAAGUGUUUUGUGAUUUCCACACAAAGACAGUAUUGGGGCAUAAGCCAGCACCGUGAACAAUUAUUAUUUAAAUAAAAAUUGCAUUAGUUGUGAAGAUUGGCCUGGAAGUGAAUUCUCCAAAGACAGAGGAACAUGAAAGCAGGCUGAGCAGGAUUUCCUCUGACAGAUUCAUGACUCGCUGAAUCAGGACACUUUAUGAUAAAUUCUCUUUUUCUUAGGGUUUUUGUACAUUUAGUGCAAGUCACGCUCCGCCCAGUCUUGGCAUCCCCAAAAGGAGAAAUGUAAACAGCCCUUUUCUGAGAUUUUGCAAGAUGACUUCAGGUCUUUGGCUUUUCCGAGAAUAUCCUGUAACCUCUUUUGUAAAUUUGUAAGACCCUGGUGGGUGUUUAUGGAAUAAAGGAUCUUUUGAG
Anolis carolinensis (green anole) is the source of this 6002-nucleotide messenger RNA. RefSeq names its product upstream binding transcription factor (gene ubtf). The coding region runs from base 254 to 2539 and encodes 761 amino acids. The transcript is spliced from 21 exons. Lineage: Eukaryota; Metazoa; Chordata; Lepidosauria; Squamata; Anolidae. The record is from RefSeq and is a predicted model, not a curated record.